Messenger RNA from Auanema sp. JU1783, 2421 nucleotides. The record is from the annotation of a GenBank genome assembly. Lineage: Eukaryota; Metazoa; Nematoda; Chromadorea; Rhabditida; Rhabditidae.
AUGACAGCCUUUUACUCAGGGGGGCAUGCCCUUUACAUUGCCGUGUUCUUCUCUGUCAUUGACAUAACCGUGAACAUCUUUGGGUUGGCAUGGAAUGGAAAGGAGUUCACAGUGGAUAAUAUCAAGCACUGGUUCGAUUUAGCCAACUACAGCUUUUUGGUUAACCCUGUAGACUUUCUCGGAGUAGCGAUGCUGCGAGAUUGUAUUCUGCUCGGAGGAGGAAUAGCAGCGUGGACAUCUCCAAAUGGAUUUGCUCAGGCAGCAGCAAAAUCUAGUAAUGUGGUUUUCGGUAUUAUGUUGGUGAUGCUUGCCUUCGCCCCGUCCAAGUUAUUAGCUUUUUAUGAAGAUGACAACCUCAAGCUUGCUGUCGGAGAUUGGAUACUUAUGAUUUGGUGUUGUUUCGCUAGUUUAGCUGUCCAGACAUUGUGGACUAACAUAUUUACUAAAGUUCAUGAGUACGAACCUGGUACUGGAGACAGUACUAUUUUCGGGGAUCCAGCUUAUGAAGAACGCAUAAGACAAGAAGAAGCUCUUAAACAGGCUGAACAGAGAGAAACUUUUACCUUACUGUUCCGACUUCUCAGUUAUAUGGGACGUGAAUGGCGCUACUAUGGAUUGGCCUUCUUCUUCCUGCUCAGUUACUCCUUAUGUCGUGUUUUCAUCCCUUACUAUACUGGAGAAGUAGUUGCCGCUGUUUUCGGAAAUGAAGGCACCUAUGAAAAACUUCAUAGAACUGUUGGCGUUAUGGCUUUGUUAUCCUUGGCCUGUGCCUUUUUCGGAGGUUUGCGUGGUGGAUCUUUCACAUAUGCUCAUGCUACCAUUGAUCGUCAGAUUCGUAAUGAUUUAUUUAGAUCAGUGAUUAAGCAAGAAAUCGGGUUUUUCGAUGCUAACAAGACAGGAGAAAUCUGUUCACGAUUAACAUCUGAUUGCCAGACUAUGUCUAACACUUUGUCCCUUUACAUGAAUGUGCUCACGAGAAAUGUUACCAUGCUUUUCGGAUCCCUGAUAUUCAUGUUCACACUAUCGUGGAAGCUAUCGAUGAUUACUCUGAUUAAUAUUCCUAUCAUCUUCCUUUUCAACAAAAUUUUCGGCGUGUGGUAUGAUAGAUUGUGUGCUGAGUCUCAAGACACUAUCGCCAAAUCCAAUGAUGUGGCCGAAGAAGUUAUUUCAUCUAUUCGUACAGUUAAAAGUUUUGCUUGUGAACGCUUCGAGGCUAGACGCUUCUUGGAACACUUGAACGAAACUCUUCGAAUCGCUACAAAACGUUGUAUGGUUGUGACCGGACUCAUUUGGACUAACGAGUUACUUCAAAUGGCUAUUCUGACAGUUGUAUUGGCAUACGGAGGGCAUCUUGUGAUUCAAGAUAAAGUUUCAUCUGGAUUAUUGGUUUCUUUCCUUCUGUACCAGUUCCAACUAGGAGAGAACUUGAGGGAACUGGGUGAGGUAUGGAAUGGCCUUAUGCAAGCGGUAGGAGCAUCAAGAAAAGUUUUCGAGUUCAUUGAUCGGGACCCAAGGGUUGAUAACAAUGGCUCCUAUAGACCAGACAAGCUUAUUGGUCGUAUUGAGUUCAGAAACGUGAAGUUCAGUUACCCUCUUCGUCCUGAUCUCCCGAUUAUGGAAGACUUGACUUUCACAGUUGAGCCCGGAGAGGUAGUUGCAUUGGUUGGACCAUCGGGAGGAGGAAAAUCUUCUUGCAUAGCAAUGUUGGAACAUUUCUAUGAACCCACUAGUGGGCAAGUAUUGCUUGAUGGAGUAUCAGUUAAAGAUUAUGAUCAUAAAUACCUCCAUACCAAGGUCGCUUUAGUGGGUCAGGAGCCCGUAUUAUAUGCCAGAAGUGUUACGGAUAAUAUCGGAUAUGGUUUGGACUACUACAAUGAUGACAUGGUACAGAAUGCUGCUGCCCUGGCUAAUGCUCAUGGAUUCAUUAUGGAUACAACAGAGGGCUAUAACACGGAUGUAGGUGAAAAGGGAAGUCAAAUGUCUGGAGGACAGAAACAACGUAUUGCUAUAGCCCGUGCUCUGGUGCGUGAACCAGUCAUCUUACUGUUGGAUGAGGCUACAUCUGCUUUGGAUUCUGAAAGCGAACAUAUAGUUCAAGAAGCUAUCAGUAAAAACUUGAAAGGUAAAACUGUCGUGAUGAUUGCUCAUAGGUUGAGUACAGUAGAGAAUGCAGACAAGAUAGUGGUUAUCAAUAAGGGAAAAGUAGAACAAAUCGGAACUCAUAAGGAACUUAUCAAUCAGGAAGGCAUGUACAAAUUGUUAGUACAGCGACAAAUGAUGAGUAAUGAGCUUGACGAUGAACUUGUUGAGGAUGUUCAAGUUCCAAUUCAGCCUAGAUCCAGAAAAAUUAGACAAUCAUCUCCUGCUCAAAGUAUUAGUCAAUCAUUCUUAGGAACUUCCCUUGGCAACAAUUACCUGUAG